CCCAGGUUGGCAUGACUUGCGCGUCCAUUGCAAAAAAAAAUUCCUGCACAGAGUUUUCGGUACAAUUAACUGACUUCGGCAAGCUCGUGAUGUAGGCCGUAAAAAAAGCGUUUUAUGGAUUAGUGUAAUAGAAAACAGUGAUAAGUUUGUGGGUGUUGUGUGUUCGAUUCAAUUGCGUCGUCCGAGAUCAUCAAUAGAUUCGACGGCUUUGCGGCUUUUCUUAGUACUCGCUUCGGUAUUCGUUUUCCCCGCACCCAAGCCGCAUUUGCGACGCCGCUGGGAAAAUGUCGCUGGAAGGCGCCAGAUUGCGCUAUGAGGACGAAAAUGGCCAAGUCGUGGUCCUGGCAGCCAAGGGACGCACCUUCCAGGUGGGCUCCUACUUCAACUGCGACCUGACCAUAGAGGAUCCGCAGGAGGAGCGGCUGCUUUGUGAGAUAAAGUGCGACGCAUUCGGCAGGGUCAACAUCUACAACAAGUCCAGCCAGGAGCCCAUCCACUUGAACGACCAGGAAUUCUACUCGUGCAAUGGCAAGCGUCCCCUGCUCCACGGCUGUCGAAUCACCAUUCGAGACAGGGUCUACACUUGGGAAUUUCCCAAGUCCUCGGAGACGCAGGACGAACCGAGCACCCCAAAGAGCACCACAUUGGCCGUCGAGCAGGCCUCGAACUCCUGCCCCGCGCCGAAGCAAUCGCAUCGGCCGCAGAUCGACAAACGCCUGACGGUACACAACUUUAACUACAGCAUUAAUUCGGAUGACGAGGGCAAUACUUCCAUAGAGUCGCGCGAUCAGAACGAAUCCCUCUUGGAGGUGGACAGCCUUAAUAUCUCCACUCCACCCAGCUCGGAUAUAACAGCCUGCGAGACUCCCAAAGUGAAUCUGCUGGACUCCACGCAAAACAAGGAGAACACGGCCACUCCGUCGGGCAGCCAUCUGAAAUUGUUGCAGUUGUGCGCCCGCUCCGACGUGGUCAUCACCUCUUUCUCGCCGCGCGAGACGGGCGUCAAAGUGGAGAAGUCCUUCACCUGCGUGCGCAAGCCGCUCAAAGCGGCUUCGGCCGUAUCCACGCCCAAGAGCGUGUACAGCACUCCGAAGGGCGGCGUGCUCUCGGAACUUAACGACGACAGUUGCAGCCGCGAUCUGGUGGACUUCAGUACGCCGUCCACCUCGCAGAAGGCCAUGCGAGCGUCCUCCAUGUAUCUGAUCGACUUGACCACACCCUCAAAGCUACGACCCACACUCACGCCCAAGCAGACGCCUACGACCAUUACCGUGGACAGCACGGACGAGUCGUCCGAUGCCUCGCCGCUGGUCAUUGAUAUAACCAACUCCGCCACGCCGCCACCAGGCCCUUCGUCACGGAACAACACUCCUCGACGUCCUGGUGGCGUCACUGGCGCCACACCCAAGCGAACGCCCCAGUCCCUUAUGAAACGGGCGCUUCUUACCAGCACCAAGAAGCAGAUCACCGCCAACCAGACAGAUAAGACCACGCCCGUGGCCAAUGCCAAGCGCCCAGGAUCGCUGUUAGAGGCCCGUCGACAGUGCCUUACCACGCCCCGUCGUUUGCCCUUCCACCCGGUUAGGCGGACGCCAGUGCACCGGCUGGAUGAGCAGGCAAGAGGCAAGGCGCCCAAGACAUCGCCACGCAAGCGAAAGUCACUCAUGGAAAGUCCCAGGGAAAACAAGGUCUCCCAGCUCAGGAAGUCAUUUGCGGCGGCCAAGCGCAGUCCCGGGGUUGACAAGAGCAACAAGCUGGUAGCCAAGGCACGGCGAUCUCUCAAUUCGCCCAAGAGCGCAUCCCCAAAGCCGGGAUCGUCGAAGCCGGCAUCGCCAUGUCCGAUUAACACGUUUAACUUGCCCCAGAACAAGUGCUCUACUCCGGAGAAACUUGACGAUUCAAAGGACGAAUUAAGCCGCACUUUUACAAUCAUGGAUGAAACCGAAGGAAGGGAACAGAGUGGGCUAGGAACAGUUUUUGAAGCGGUGGCUGCUCUUGUCACUGGUGAAGUAGAAAAUGAAGUGUCUUUUAAGCUCGCAUCCGAAGUAAUUGAAAAGAAAAGUUCUUCUGUCGAAGAGGAAGUCGAAUUUGAAGAGGAAGAAGUGAAUUCUAGGAAAGAUGAUGCCAUACUCGAUGAAAAAAAUAGAAAACUGGAACCUUGCGACGAAGAUGUGGAGCCAAACGAUUUAAAAACUGCUAAUGUUGAGGAGGUAUCAACAAGAUCGUCAGUGGAUAGUCUACAAGACAAGGAGAAAACCAUUCCAGUUAACGAAAAACCAGUAGAAUCUGUUAUCGAGGAUAACAUUUGUGAAGAGGUUCAUGCAAACAUUCCAGAGCCAGCCAAUAAUGCUAGCUCUGAUGGAAUAAUUGAGGAUCAAAUUUGCGAAGAGGUGGCAUUGGAGACUAAGUCUACUGAUGAACCUGUUGAACUGGGCAAGACAUCACAAAAGGUGAAUGAACAAACUCCAAAUGUUGAAACACCCGUACUUAGGAGAAGUUUGCGCCGACUCUCUGUUGACCAGAGGGAACUGACCACAACGCCCCGGCGGAGCACUCGUAGAUCCUCUGUGGACACCAACAAAUGGUCUACGCCAACGCGCCACUCGAAGCGUCUGAUGAACACGCCCAAGCGGGAACAUCAAGUGGAUGAAUCAGUGGGCGACAUGGGCGUCAUCUUGGAGGAAGAUGGUCCAGCAGACGAAGAGAAAUCGGCCAUCGCUGAUGACGAGAAUUAUGGCAACGAACUCCCCGUCGAUGAAGCCGAUAAAGUGGACUACCACGGCUUGAAAGAUUUGUUAAAAACACCCAAAAAUUGUAGCACGCCACGUUUUAAAGGACUGAGGGAAAUGAUGCGCACGCCGAAGAUUCCCGAAUCACCCAUUUUGGGAAACUUAGCAGAGCUGUUGGAAACCUCUGCUGGUAGCACACCUUACCACAAAAGCAAGAGCAUCACGGUGGCUCGCGUUGAGCAGGGAAAGACACUGGAGGGAAUUUUGAAGACGCCCAGCGCCAGGAAUAUAAUGGUGCCAAAUGAGCCUGCUAGUGCGGUAUUGAAGUCUCGCGAGGAUUCUUUGGCGACGACCACCGAAUACGAUCUGAACAUGACGAAUAACACGUUGCAUUUGGACAAAAUCUUUGAUGACAUGCCCGAAACAACUGGUACCAACUUAGAGGACACCGAAGCCGAGAUAAAUGUCACUGCGAUCAGCACAGCGACUGGUGGGGAUCCCUUGGGUUCCUCAAAGCUGAAUGACUCCGUGUCAUCGGAGGCUCUGAUGACGGACUGUAAUACGGCAACAAUGGGCAAUUCCCUUAAGGAUCCUCUGACCAGCACCACUUACAAGGCUUCGAUGCAGGCCGAUCUGAAUCUAAGCGCCUUCAGAGAUGGUGGGUCAAGGACCACCUCGCCCAACCCAAACGAGAUGAGCGGCAUACAGUUGCUGGAUCAGACUUCGGACUCUAUGUUUUCCGAACCUCUAAUAGUGACGGGUGUGGAGUCGUGCGACGUUACUGUCGACGAGACAAAGGCUUCGGGUCAGACCUUUCAGCCUGCGGAUCACAUUGAGGAUCGGUCCGACACAGAUUCCAACGUUGGUCUUACCGAGCCCUUAGUAUUUAGUGAUGAUGAAGAGGAGCAAGAUGAAUGCGAAGGGACUCCCAAAAAGCCUAAAAGUUUCGGGGAAACAUCUAUAGCCUACGAGCUUCAAGAAACCGGCGAUUUGCUUGACAACAAAUCUGUUAUUGAGACAUCAGUUAAAGAAAAAGACAUGGAUUCUAAUAUUGAAGUUUCACUGAUUGAAGUUGAAGAUUCCACAACUGAGGGCAGUAUUAACGUUACAAAACCAGCAGAUGACGAAAUUCUUAAAGAGAAAUCUCUGAUAAUCGAACUAGAUAUUUCUAAGAAUAAGGAAGCAACAGGUCAAGAAAAUAAUGAAUCUGCCGUUGAGGAAUUGACGAUCUUAGAGUCCGAGAUAUUUCCCCUGGACACAACUGCAGAUAGUUCUGUCAUUCCUUCGAAUGUUUCUAGCUGCAGUGUGGUGGACAUUUUACCUAACUUUGAUGUUAAAGCAGUCGAUUCCAAGACUUCAAACCUUGCAAGUGUAAAAUCUACAGAAGUUUUAGCUGUAAAAGCUGCAGAGAAAGACGUUUGUCAUUUGGAUCAACCACAAUCUGAACUUGAAAAGAACGCUGAUGAAGAAUCUGACAAACCACUCACUGAAACAUCAACUUCCGAAGGACUUUCAGAAGAAAUUAAUAAUUUGUCUCUGAAAAAUGCCUCUGAAUCUAAUGAACCAGUCAUUAUCAAGUCAGCAUCUGAAAAAUAUCCACAAGAACCCAAACUUAAAGACAAGCCAACUGAAGCUGCCACCGAUCAAUCAGUCAUCGAACCUUUAUCGGAAGAACAAAAAACUGAUAAGGUGUCUACUAAUCAAGAUAGAAAUCAAUCCAUCAUCGAAUCUACACCUUCCCAAGAAUAUUCAGAGGACAGAAAGUCCACCACUAAUUCACAAACCAAACCUGAUCUCCCUCUUCAAAACACCACUAAUGCAACAACUGGUGAUAGCGUUGGUCAGGGAUCAGAACUACUUCCAAAUUGUGAGGGAGCUCCUAUCGGCGAGAUCAUUGUGUCCGUUAUAGAUCGAGAUCAAAGUGAAGAUCAACAGGGCAGUCAAAAAGAACCUACAAUUAUUUCUGCCGAAGAGACGGGAGGUCAAAUCAAAGCGAAAGAAAACCAAGAAGACUCUUCAGGACUUGAAGACGCAGCCAAGAAUGAAACUUGUUGUGUAGAAACGGCAAAGCACAUAUCAUCUCCCAGAUCAACAGAUGAGAUCCAACAUUCUGAAGUUGUGGAUUCGACAGUAAAAGCGACUGGAACAAAUUUGGCAGCUCCAAGUAGCAUUCAAAAUCACGAUGACCAGCCGAAUGUGGUAACUUUAUCGGGUGCGGGCGAACUUUCUAAAGAAAAAUCCUUAGAUAAGCAUAUAACCGAAGAUAUUCCGAAAGAUUUAACUUUGAUAGAAACAUCGACAAAUGCAAAUCCAACUGAAAAUCCUCAAAUCAGCGGCCAGGGACCAUUAUCGCCUAAGAUUUAUCCAGAUGCUAAAGCUGUCAUGUCAUCUCCUUUGGACAAAACUUCCCACAUUGAAGAAAAAGAAGAGGAAUCAUGCAAAGAAGUUAACUCCGCAGAGGAAGCUGAAAAAUCAAGCGAAACCGGACAUGAGGAUGAGGAGAUUCAUAUCGCCAAAUCGGUUAUUGAUGAUCACACUACUAUAGAUGAAAGUACGCAAAUUGAUAAAUCAAUUACUGAUCAGCUCAAAGAUGAAAGUACGCAAAUUGAUAAAUCAAUUACUGAUCAGCUCAAAGUUCCUAUUCUGGAAGAAUCAUCUAGCCAACUUAUAGUACCCCCUAAUCAAGAAGAAGAAACAGACAAUCUGGUUACUCAGUUGGAUACAACAAGCCAAGUUAAGGCAACUCCAUUAAAAGAAUGUUCAUUAAUUGAAGAUACCCGAAAAAAUAAAUCCCAAGAAGAUUCUAAUCUGGAAGAACCAAUGGAAAAUAAGGCUUUGGAUCAAAAGGCUGGCGAGGAAACUGACGAAAAGGUCAUUCAGUUAGAUGCCUCGAGCAUAGUAGAACAUACUUCACUGGAUGAAUGUUCUCUAAAUGAAGUCUCCGCGUCUGUUAAGCCCGAAGAUGUUUCUAUUCUAGGGAAAUCAUCUAAUUGCGACCAAAUAAAGGAGAAUAAAGAAAUGGACAAAAAGGAAGUUGACGAGUGUGGACCAGACAAAGAUGUGAUUCAACUAGAUGAAUCAGGCAUUGCAGACCCAAAUCCGAUAGAUGAAAGUUUACUAACUGAAGACUCUGCCCCUAAGCAAUCCAACGAUAUAAAUAUUCUAAAGGAUAAAACAAAGCAAGAUGAGGAUAUGUAUAAAGAAGAAGCUGCAAAGUGUGUGUCUAAAACGACAAAACAAAACGGAUCUGACGGUGAGGUGAUUGACUUGGAUGCCUCGAUCGUAGUUGAGCAAUCUAUACUGGUAGAAAAUUCUUUGAUUGAGCAAUCCAUUACCGAUGAGCACAAUAAAGUAUCUAUCUUCGAGGAACCAUCUAGUUUCGAGAAAACAAAGCCAAUUUCGGACACGGAACAAAAGGAAACUGAGACCGCAGAAACUAAUAUAGAUAAAUCCUCUUCCAAUAAUCAUGGAGUUGAGAUAGUGGAGCAAACCGAAGAGUGUAAUGUUUUGAGCAACAUGUUACACGAUAGUCAAAAUAUGUCUGUUGAUACUGAGGUUCAUAAAGAAACUGUUGUAAAAUUGACUUCUACGGGAAAGUCCUCCGAGACAGAAAGCUGCCAGAAUAUUUUAUCAAUGACCGCCGAAGUUUCUACAAAGCAUAAUUCGGACUCUCGAGCAAAUGAAUCAGAUAAGGACCAGGAAGAAAUCUCAAUUCACGAUACAUCUGCACCAGAAAUCGAGCUAAAGGUUCCAUAUUCCAAUGACCAAGAAAGUUUUGUACGUCAAACUGAAGAAGACGUAUCUAGUGCAAUCGCUGUAGAGCAGGAAGCAUCAACUAAAGUACAGGAAACUGUAAAGGAAGCAAUGGAAACUUUUGCCAAAGCCAAGGAGUUAUCUGCAGAGCAGCCCCAAUCAGGUGACCAACAGAAAGAUGAUACAUUUACCCCACAGAAAAAGCCGUCUGAAGUUACUUGUACCGAAAGUCAAGUUGAAGUUAUUGAUUUAGAUGAUUCCAGCUCGAGCGCCCAGUCAAAAGCAAGUACUUCUCUUUCAGUUGCAAUGCCAACAGAGGAGCUUCAGGUAUCAGAUGAACUAGCUAAGCCAACGCCUUUAGAGAAAUCUGUCACUGACACUGCCGCUAAAAUUAGUAUGAAAACUGUUACCACUUUGGAUAAUCUUGAGGACGACUGCGUUGCACCUUCAAAGCCUGAAACGACUCCAUUCGAAGCCACUGAGAAAAAAGGUACCCUUACCGAACGAAUGGAAGUAAUUGAUUUGGACGAUUCAAGUUCUAGCGCACAAGGACCUGAAACAACGUCAAUCCAGGAGAUUGUUGUAGAAGAACUUGUUGAAUCAAAAGCAAAUGCAUCUGUUUCAUUUGCGCUGCCAACAGAAGAGCCUCAGGAAUCAGAUAAUGAGCCAGCGCCUGCAAAAGAGUCUGUCACUUUGAUUUCCUGUCAACAGAUUGAUACAAGAAUAUCAACUUCUGAAGCCACUUUGGAUAACCUAGAAAAAGACAGCAUUGCACCUUCUAAAACUGAAACAACGCCGCUCGAAUCCACUGAUAAAAAAGAUAUGCUUACGGAACAGAUGGAUGUCAUUGAUUUGGAUGAUUCCAGUUUAAGCGCACAAGGACCUGCAACAACGCAACUCGAAACCAUUGACGAAAAUAUACUAGCAACAGAAGAGCCUCAGGUACCAGAUGAUCUUGUUAAACAUCUCACUGCCGCUGAAAAUAGUGAUAGAAGAGCAACAACUUCUAAUGCCAUUUUGGAUAUCCAUCACGAAGAAGACAUAUUACCUCAUAGUCCUGAAGCAAAGCCACUCGAGUCCACUGAUGAAAAAGAUACACUAACGAAACAGAUGGAUGUCAUUGAUUUAGAUGAUUCCAGUUCAAGCGCACAAGGACCUUCAAUAACGCCACUCGAAACCAUUGACGAAAAUAUACUUUCAUCAAAGGUAACAGAAGAGCCUCAGGUACCAGAUGAUCUUGUUAAACAUAUCACUGCCGCUGAAAAUAGUGAUAGAAGAGCAAUAACUUCUAAUGCCACUUUGGAUAUCUAUCACGAAGAAGACACAUCACCUAUGAGCCCUAAAGCAAAGCCACUCGAGUCCACUGAUGAAAAAGUUACAAUAACGAAACAGAUGGAUGUCAUUGAUUUGGAUGAUUCCAGUUCGAGCGCACAAGGCCCUGAGUCAAUACUUCUCGAAACUUUUGAUGACAAAGAAUGUGUUGCACCAAAAGCAAGUACUUCUUAUUCUGUUGCCGUUGUAUUGCCAUCAGAGGAGCCACAGGUAUCAGAUGAGCUAGCUAAGCCAGCGCCUAUAGAAGAAAAUGUCAGUGCUGCUAACAAGUAUGACGCCACUUUGGAUAACCUUCCGAAAGAAGGCGUUGCAUCUCCUGAACCAGAAACUAUGCAAGAAAUGCAGGACCAGAAGACACAUGAUAAACCAGUAGUUGACGACCACGCUGCAAAAGAGUUAUCAGACCAACGAAAAACGGAUCAUGGUGAGAUUGAACCUGUUUCAGAACUACCAAAUUCUGCAGUCGUGCUUGUACAGGAAGUUUCAGCCUCAAACGCUAAUGCUAAGCAAAGCCAAAUCAAAACAGAAAAUAAACCAAGUGAGGAGCUUGAUCAUAGUACUUCAGAUUUGGGUACUGAAAAUAAAGAAAAAGUCGACCUAAAAAUGAAUAGCUUAGAAGAGCCAAUUUCUGUGUUAACGAAGAGAACUCGCAAGCCAUCGAAUCACGAAGAUAAACUCUCAUAUGAAGGUGAUUCGAAACCAGCAAAUCGGGUGACUAGAAAGGGGUCGUCUUCCUCUGAUAGACCUGCAGAGGCUAUCGGAUCUGAAAAGCCCAAGAGGAGGGCGCGGAAACCCUCUGCUGAGGUUGAUGACCAUGAAAAGGAUAAUAAGCAAAAGGAUGAUGUCCACGUUAAGCCCAAGGGACGAGCUAGAAAGCCAUCAGCGGAUGUAGAUGAGAGCAAACAAGAAGACAUCUUAGAAAAAAGAAAAGGACGAAGUCGUACCCCAUCAGCAGAAAAUUCUGAGCCGAUCAAACAGAAGGAAAAUGUUGAUGGCCAUAAACCGGAAGAAGUCCUGCAAUCCAUCUUAGAAGAAGAGGCGGAUCCACGAGUUGACACGCAUAAUUUACAAGAAGGUGAGGAUACCAACAAGAAAUAUAUCGAAAGCUCUACAAAACGCGGGCAGAAGGCAUAUGCAAAAGAAACAAAUGCCACUUUGGUCAAGCAAGAUAGGACUCAAGACGAACUUCCGCAAUCCAAUGAAGAUCAUUCGGAUCAAGCGGAACAACAGGAACCUCAAGAACCUGUUAAGGAAGUUAAUGCAAUGCCAAACCCAAAAGAAGACGAAAAUAUCAACCAGAAGAAUACAAUAGAAAAGCCUAAAAGACGUGGGCGUAAACCAUCGGCCAAGGAAACGGAAACGACAUCGGUCAAGAAUGAACACACUAAAGAUGACCUGAAGGCCACCAACAAAGACGAAUCUCCGCAUUCCAAUCAAGACCAUUUGGAUGGCUCUAAACAGCAGCAGCCUCAAGAACCUAUGCCAGUUGAGACCUUAGAGGAAGAGCCAGAAGUGGUUUUAGAAAAACCCAGUAGGAGGGCUCGCAAGGCAUCAGAAGACGUAAGCCUAGUAUCAGACAAUAAGCACAAAUCAGAUGAACUUCAUUCUAUUGAAAAGCAGAAUAUCGAAGACCUUGCAGAAGUUCGCGUGGAGAAAACAAAGCGCAGAGGACGUAAACCAUCGGCAGAGGUGGUGGAAGCCACCGGAAGUAAACAGCAGGAUGAUAACACAGAAGAGACCAAAGCGGAGGCCGCGCUGGCAUCUAUUGAAGAGGAAACCAAGCCCCAAGUGCGAGCACGAAAAUCCGCCGAAUUUUUGUCUGCUAAUGUCCAGGAAGCAGCUAAGGACGAUCACAUUGAAAAACCCAAGCGUCGGGGUCGCAAGCCAUCAGUCGACAUCGAUCAUGUGGCCCAAGAAGUUCUGGAAAAACCCAAACGAAGGGGUAAAACUCCAGCAGAGCACGAGAAGCACUCUAACGAGGAUGAGAAGCAGGAGCCGCCGUUGCCAGUUGUGGGGCCUGAGAAAAAGGCCAGGCGCAAUGCGCGCAAGGCUUCGGCUGAAACUAUUGAAGCCGUUUCGACCAGCGGGGAGGAACAUCUUCAGCAAAUUGCAGAGGCAACCGAGCCGGAUUCGGAAUCAGAACCAGCGCCAAUUAAUCCGCUGCCCAAGGAGGAGGAGGAGGCACACAUAAAAAAGAACUCGCCAGAGAAAACGGUGGAGAUCCCAUCUCACUCACGCAGGCGUGGACGCAAGGUUACCGAAGAUGAGGCCCUAACAACUGCGGACAUAGCGGAGCCGAAGCCAAAGCUACGGGGACGCAGGGUGUCCUUGGAUCAGGAGCACAAGGAGGACACCUCAUCAGAGGUUGUGGAACUGCCAGCGGCAAAAUCAACGCGGCGGGGUAGAAAGCCGAGUGCAGAUGUGGAAACGACUCCACUGACUGCGCCGGAGAAGAAAGCUCCUUUGCGACGUGCCCGCAAGGCUUCUGCGAAUGUCGACGACGGGACGCCAGUGACCAAGAAGCCGACAAGCCGACGAGGUCGCAAAGAAGAUGUCCACGAGGAAGAACAGAAAAAUCAAAUUGAUUUACAGAACCUGUCCACGGAAAAUGUGCCGGCAACCGUUGUCACCAUUAGCUCCCCCUCGAAGACUAGCGAUGGAGAAGAACUUACUCCGCGGCGGCGCGAGGGCCGCAACCUGCCGCGUAAAAACUACGAAGAGGCGCCAGACGAGGACAAGCCACACUCCGCAUCGCGCCGGGCACGCAAGCCAGCGGCGAGCAAGGUUAUGAUCAACAAGGCGCCAGAGCAAGAUGCCCUAACAGCGACACCCAUAUCCAAGCAGCCGCCCAUCGAGGUGGAAGACACUCCCGACACCAGCAAGGCGCCAGAGCAAGAUGCACUGACAGCCACAGCCAAACAACCGCCCGUCGAGGUAGGAGACACCCCCAUCAGUUCGCAGCGGCGCGAGGGACGCAACCUGCCGCGCAAGAACUACACGGAGGCGCCUGAUGACAAGCCCACAUCGGCUCGCAGUCGCCGGGUGCGCAAUCUCACAGCGAAGGCCCUGGAGUUGAUUGUGGACUCCUCGCCGCGUCCGGCGACUCCAAAGCGACCCAAGGGCAAGGCGGUGGAGGAUGAAGAGCCCCCCGUAAAGAAAGCGGCACCAGAGAGCCCACCAGCAGCAGAGGCGCUGGCGCCGGAAGAUGAGCCGGCGCCCGCAGCCAAAGGUCGCGCUACACGUCGCAAGGCAGACGACGUGGCCGAUGCAUCGGUGCCAGCCAGUAAGAGAGGAGCUCGCGAUCUUCACAGCGAGACGGAGGAGUCGGACCACAAGCCGGCCAAGAAGAACGUUCGCGCCACGGCACGCAAAGCCAAAGCCAAAGUCGAGACUGACCCGGAGGAGCAUCCGCCCACUAAAAAGGCGCGAGGCGGAGCACGUGCCAAAACACCUGUGGCAUCUGCGCCGGAAGAUGAGCCGGCGCCCGCGGCCAAAGGUCGUGCUACACGUCGCAAGGCAGACGACGUGGCCGAUACAUCGGCGCCAGCCAGUAAGCGACUAUCUCGCGGUCAUCACAGCGAGACGGAGGAAUCGGACCCGAAGCCGGCCAAAAGGAAUGUUCGCGCAACGGCACGCAAAGCCAAAGUCGAGACUGACUCGGAGGAGCAUCCACCUCCAAAGAAGACGCGAGGUGGAUCACGUGCCAAAACACCUGUGGCAGAAACAGAAGCGUCUGCCGCUAAUCAAGAGGAGGAGCCAGCCAAGAAGCCCGCUGCUCGAAGUCGAGCACGAGGCGCGAAGGCGGUAGAACCAGAGCAGCCCGUCGGGGAUACCCAAGUCGGAGUCGCCGCCUCCACAUCCGCGGCGACAGUGCGCGGUGGACUUGGCAAAAAGGUGCACUUUGAGGCUGCGCCGGAGGUCGCCACUCGAUCCCGCCGGAAGUAAAACCUAUCUAUUUUAUCCAGAAGCUUGCACCACUUUGUAUAAUUUGUUUUGGUUAUCUUAUAAUAUUGCAUUUUUUCCACUUAUGUUACUAAAUUAUGUAUAAAAAGUUUGCAUUUAUAAAUUAAUCAAGGCACAAUAAUAUUUAAGUUUAUUGUUAAUCCCAAUUUUCGGUGGGUCAUAGGUGGCUCCCUUCGCUCAGAAAUGCAAAAUCCUUAAUAGACUUAAGGCAUUCACAUUAUUGAUACAUAUAUAUAGUUUUACCUUUAAGACACUAUCAAAAACCCCCAAAAAUAAUAAAGAUUCAUAAACCUUA
Molecule: messenger RNA, 12072 nt
Organism: Drosophila gunungcola (fruit fly)
Lineage: Eukaryota; Metazoa; Arthropoda; Insecta; Diptera; Drosophilidae
Product: titin
Exons: 7
Coding region: 285-11759 (3824 amino acids)
Molecular function (GO): protein binding
Source: RefSeq, a predicted model, not a curated record